This is a messenger RNA of Linderina pennispora, 1003 nucleotides long. RefSeq lists its product as uncharacterized. The transcript has a single exon. The record is from RefSeq and is a predicted model, not a curated record. Lineage: Eukaryota; Fungi; Kickxellomycota; Kickxellomycetes; Kickxellales; Kickxellaceae. The coding region runs from base 328 to 714 and encodes 128 amino acids.
GGGGCUACAUAUAUUGCCACCAUCUUCAGCGUGCGUAGCUAUGCCCUAUACCGUGUGUUUUGCCAAGGCAGGCUGUCUAUAUAAACGGUCAUGCGGAUUAGUUGCGUGCUUGCUUUUUGCUAGGUGGCCCUAUUUCCACGGUGUCUUUUCUAUUGCCCGAGCGAAUGUCCACUUACUAUAAGAAUGUACUUGUGCUAUGUUAACAGGUAAUUUUCUAUUCUUUCCAUCGGAAAGACCUGCUGCUUUUUAGUAUUUGUUUCUGUCAUCACUUGGCGGCUUCGAAGCAUACUAUUCGCACUCAAUAAGUUCUGAGAGGUCAUCACCGCCAUGGCCAUAGUCGGCGUGGUGACCAUUGCCAAUUCACUGGCUCUAUUAUCUGUCAAGCUCUAUCCAGCUGGCGCUGCUUGGAGGAACUCGCUCGUCUACAUUGACCACGUAUGUGCUAAUAUAGGCUUUUGGAUUAUCAAUUGGGAGCCAUUCUACCAGUGCCUUACGCGUCGCGAUGAAUAUCUUGAAUAUUGGACAGAUACACUGGAAGGCGGUAUAGAAGGCGUCUAUAACCUUACUAGCCGGUUCGCUGACGACACACAUAGCUUAGUUAGAGGGACAGAGCGGGGCAUUGCAUGCAGCUCGAAGGACAUGCACGUCGGUACCUAUCACAUUCCAGGAACCUUGUCGGAGCUGUGCCUUGCCAAUAAGCUUUCGCACGACUGAAAUGAUGUGCCCAGAAUCAGAAACCGCAAUCGUUUUGCACGCCCUCAGGGAUGCAGCUCUCCCUGUUCGCACUGGCCCUUUCGCACAGAACUAAUAAAACCGUGGUAUUCCAAGUACACCCCAGUGCUGGUUGUAAGCUAUUGAUAUUUUUAUAUGAUAAUGGCGAUAGUGAAGCUGGUGUGGCUCUUCGAUGCCUAAACUGCGUGUUCACCACGGGCGGCAGCCAAAAGUGCACGCUCGCGACGGCGGGCCAGGCGGCGCUCGACCUUUCCACGAACCAGUGACCGCA